Messenger RNA from Fusarium redolens, 3224 nucleotides. RefSeq names its product ankyrin repeat-containing domain protein. Gene Ontology annotation, molecular function: metal ion transmembrane transporter activity; protein binding. The record is from RefSeq and is a predicted model, not a curated record. Gene Ontology annotation, biological process: transmembrane transport; metal ion transport. NCBI's taxonomy places the organism in Eukaryota, Fungi, Ascomycota, Sordariomycetes, Hypocreales, Nectriaceae. The coding region runs from base 158 to 3016 and encodes 952 amino acids. The transcript is spliced from 7 exons. Gene Ontology annotation, cellular component: membrane.
GCCAAGUCAAUUCUUGUUAACCGGGAACGCGUGGUCUUUUUUUGUUAUAAACUGUCGCGAUACUCGUGAUCCUCCAUCUGACUGAUCAAAUUUGGCCUUUAUGCACCUUCUGAACCAGGAAUACAAGGACUUGUGCUAAUUUACUGGCCUAACGAGGAUGAGGGAACUCAACUUACCGACAAACAGGGACUGGACAACCCCGUACAAACAGGAUCUGGCAGAAAAGACUAUCUCAGAAACAAGCACGCUCCAAGAAAUUGCUCGCUAUCUCUACGUCGACCCCGAAGAACCUGACCCUCAUCAGCUAUUGAUGUUGGCCAUAGAAAAAGUGAAUAAGGCUGUUCUGAAUUCUCUAAUCCAUAAUCUCAAUUUCAAUAUCGAUAUCAAUCAGCGCGAUGCUAAGGGAAGAACAGCACUGACACAGGCUGUGAAAGCUGGCAACAGAGAAAUAGUUGAAUAUCUCCUCGAGAUCGAAGGGAUCGACGUAAAUGCCCCAGGCGAAGAUGGGGAUUAUCCGAUUACUUGGGCAAUUCGCAACAAUAACGACUGGGUCAGAUCAGGAUUAGUUUUUGGCAGGCCGUGCAAGCCACCACUAAUUUCACUAUUACUCGAGAAGGAAGAAUUGAACGUUGAACGGAUCGAAUCUGACGGCCAAAGCCCAUUCCUUUUGGCGCUGAAUUGCGAAUAUUUCUUACGUCUGGAAGACUUCUUGAAAGAUCUAUUGGACUCGGCAAAAUUCAAUCCAAACAUCCUGGAUGGGAACUUAAGAUCUCCGCCGUCACUUGCUGCGGAGAAAUCCGCUUCGACGGUGGUGACAGCUCUAUUAAAGAGUCCUAAAGUCGAGGCCUGCUCUCAAGAUAAGGACGGCCGAACACCACUAGUCUGGAGCAUCCUUGGCAAUAGGGUUGAAAACAUGGAACUUCUUCUGAAAAGAGACGACUCUGGAGUAAAUACCCCUGAUAUAGAGGGACGAACGCCACUUUCAUACGCCUCAGAGAAAUGCAAUCUUGGCAUGGUGAAGGCUUUAUUACAUAAAUGUGGCGAAAACGCGGACCAGCCUGAUCGCGAUGGGCGAACUCCGUUAUCUUGGGCAUUUCAAAGAGAACCAGCGAUUGAUCCCAUUUUUGUUCCAAAAAAGCCAGCGUCUUGGGCUCCUCAAACCACGUCAAGGGGCUUUGGGACAACUCCGAAGUCUCAGAAUGAGGAGAUCGUUGAGUACUUGAUCAAUACUGGCCACGCGGACCCUCACUUCAAAGACAACAAUAAGAGAACUCCAUUUUCAUGGGCAGUUACGACUAACAACCUGGAUACUGUUAAAUACCUGGUACAACAUCCAGAAGUCGACGUUAAUGAUCCUGAUAAAGAUCGGCGAACGCCUUUAUCAUGGAGUGCAGAGCAAGGAUAUAUCAGAGUCGUCGAGUAUUUGCUGUCAAUCGACGAUAUCGACGUCAAUAUUGAAGACAACAAGAAUCAGAGUCCGAUUUUCUGGGCCACCCAGACUAAGAAUGUGAGGAUGAUCAAACUGUUCAGAGAAAAAGACGUUAAAGCCUUGCACACUAUGGUCACGAAAAGAGAUGAUGUUGAAAAAGUAAAACUUCUUCUUGAGGCUGGAUACGAUGCCUCUAGAGUGGACGCUAACGGCCGCACGCCAUUGCAUCGCGCUGUUGCAACUGGAAAUUUGGAGUCUGCGAAACUGCUUAUCCAUAAAUGCCCGCAGUCCGUGAACGAGAAAGAUGAGGACGACCAAACACCACUUCAACUCCCCGUCAAAUUUAGCCGUCAUAUGUUGCAAUUGCUCGUUGAAAGCUCAGCAGUAACAGAUGAAAUCGAGCAACAUACGUGGUUCAAUGGAAAUGAUGGGGACUUGCAUGAUAUUGUGUGCUUGUCUCACAUAGGCAACAAUCAGUACUUGCAGUUCAUGUCGACAGAUCGGUUUUCAGCGGAGUUUCCACAGCAUAGGAGGCUUAUCGAGCCAGGGAUGCGUUUAUUCAUUAGUAAAGACUCGCCUCCUCUGUGGGCAAGCACGAGCCAUUUUGGCUUCAAUGGCUUCAACCCGGACACAAAUGAUGCUAGGCUCCAUGUAAAAGUACAGUCUUAUGGCCCACCGCAGAACGGCUCUGCAGAGAUACUUGUCGGCAUGGCCACCUCAUUCCCUGGUUUACUCCUGCAGUGCUUGGGAUCACCAAAAAGCUCGGUUAUGGAACAGGUUAUCUCAGGUGUAGCAAUUCAACGCCUACGAUCGACAAACAAUUCAGAAGAUGGACCUGGAAGCUUUUUCAGUACACUUCCAAAAAGCAUCAUACCGCGCGAUGUCGUCGACUUUAUCUUACAGUUCAUAGAUACGCUGGAGAAGCGAUGGGACCAGCUGCUCAAGGCAGUUGAAGACUACCCACGUUCGUUUCAAGGGUUUGACCACGAUCAUAGCCCGCAUGAUGUUUCAGAGUCAGAUCCAUUGACCGAUAGCCAAUGGAGCGAGAUCAUAGCAAAGGAGCUUCGGAAUCAGUUGACCGAUACUGAAAGAAUCGACAAGCUGUUAAAGGGGUUUAAGAAAUUAAACCAAAUUAGACGUAUCCUUAAAAGCCAUGUUGAAAGCGCUCAGACAGUUUUGGACGAUUAUUACAAGCACAAGGUUAAGGGCAAGGGUCAUGAGCAAGUUCUAAAUGCUAUCAUGCGGCUUGAAAGACAAGGAAAUCUUGUGAUUGACCGAUCUGAACAAAGUUUGAGAGAUUUAUUAAACUUUGUAUACGUACGAGUAUCAAUCGAUGAAGCACGCCGAUCUACCGAUAUUGCAAGAAGCAUGAGACAUCUUUCUUGGAUGACUUUUAUGUUUCUUCCAAUUAUGUGUGCUUCUGGUCUUUUUGGAAUGAAUGUCAACAUUUUAAAGGAUGAUCCUGACUGGAGAUGGUUUGCUUUGACUGCAGGAGUCUUGGUUAGCAUGACUAUGGGUAUUUGGUUUUUCCUCUCUCGUAAUCUGGAUGAUGAGAAGGUCUUGAGACAUAGACCCGGCCGCCUCUAAGAUAUUGAAAAGGGAGUUGAUACUUGUUGUCUUUUCAUUACUCCUUCUGUCUGCUUUAGUGAGCUCUACAGGCCAUGGUAGCUAUCAAGUUGGAAAAUAAAUUGUAAUUGGCAAUAUUUCUUGGUAAGAGCUGUUUUCAAUGGAUAUCUUUCAGAUAAAUCAACAAAAUUCUCCUUAAAACAUUUUCAACGAACUUAGAGGGAUUUUA